AGGGUUGUUUUUGCCAUCUCGAACUGUAUUUUGAGACUCCCUUUGGACCAGGAAAAUGUAUGCAGCUUUAACGCUCUUCGUCUUCAUCUGCUUGACUGCCACCACCCAUGCAGAUCACCAUCAGCCUUGUCAUGCACCCAAUAUGACAGGAUUCAUGAAUGUGUUAAGCCUUAAGGGUGAAUUGAAAGCAUUUGGUGCAUUCACUUAUGACUCAAUGGGCAAGAAACUACGGUUCAGAUCAAACGAGAGCCACCCCGACAACACAUCCGUAGGUUUGGAUGUGCUGAUGUUUUUCGAUGAGGGAAUAUUCUAUGAGAUUGACAGCAAAAACCAGAGCUGUGAGAAAAAAACAUUGCAAUGCACCCAGCACCCUCUAGAUAUCCCCGAUGAUGCAACAUUCAUGACUACAGUAAACACUGGGAAUCCAUCCAUUGAAGGGGAGGGAUUAAAAAUCAAUUCAUGGACAGGAUCAAUGCCAGACAAGAAAGGCUGGUACUACAUGGCUGUAACCAUGGGAUGUUUGCCUGUGAGCACAUUCUACUUCUAUGAGUCCUCAUCAUUCCUUUUCAGCCUCAUGGAUAUUGACAAUGAGAUCAAGGAUCCUGAUCUCCUCAUGGUGCCCUCCAUUUGUCUGGGACAGCCUUUGGAGGAGACACCUGAAGGGACCGUCCAUAGCUUCCUCAACGAGUUCAUGUAGAUGACACCUUGGCAGCAGAAAAUCCAACCCCCUAUCCAAGUGUAGCCUGCCAGAACCUUAGACUUUUCACAUGCAUGUUACAGGACAGUUUAACAAAUAUUGCUAUGGGCAACUCCUUGCAGCUUUUUAUAUAUAUAUCUUUGAGUAGACAAUUGAUAAGUCAGACUUUUAGCUUCUUAUGAGUCAUUUGUGCUGAAACAGGAAACCAUGCAUUUGGGGUAAAGACCAUUCAUUAGGGGCUUAACAAAACAAACGAUAUGGGAGCUUUUGUUGAUUUGUUUGCAUCAGAUGAUUUACUAAUAUAAUUGGAUGGUAAUAAUUUACUUAUAUUAUAAGUUCGAGAAAUGUGGUCAAAUAUAUUAGAGUUAUUAUAUUAUGUGUGAGUGUACGUAAAUAUAUUUUUGUGAAGAUUAUGUAUGUGUAUGUGUAUAUACAUGUAUGUUUGAAUGUCGAUAUAUAUCUGCAUGGAUUGUACAUUAAAAAACACCAAAUGGCAUAUAGUUACAUGGGAGUGUUCCACAGUACUAAGGGUCAGGAAGGGAAGUUAAAAAAAUUAAAAAAUUAAAAUAAUAAUGACAAUGACAAUAAUUAAUUACUGAGCUACGGAAAAGGGAUUAAAUAAAUGUAUAUGCCUACUUCUUCCUACUCCUUUUCAGACAUGUCUUGGUUGAUGUUUCUUAUUGUUUAUUAAAUGUUUUGCUUAUUUAA
Perca fluviatilis (European perch) is the source of this 1405-nucleotide messenger RNA. RefSeq names its product ependymin-1-like. The transcript is spliced from 6 exons. Gene Ontology annotation, biological process: cell-matrix adhesion. Gene Ontology annotation, cellular component: lysosome; extracellular region. Bases 56 to 697 code for a protein of 213 amino acids. Gene Ontology annotation, molecular function: calcium ion binding. Lineage: Eukaryota; Metazoa; Chordata; Actinopteri; Perciformes; Percidae. The record is from RefSeq and is a predicted model, not a curated record.